GGGCUGUCGGUCUGUAAUUUAUUAUUAUCACUGAAUACAAUGAUUGCGUUAUUAGCAUAUUAUAUUGUCUUAUUACGAGUCCAUCCGUGGAUUAAAGUGGCACGAGGCCGUUUCCGUGACGCUGGACAGGACGUUGAGAAGCAGUGUGUCUGAGCUGUAUAAAAGUGACAGAAGUUUUGAAGAGCUCCAGAAGCUUUGAGGAACAGAGCUGAUUUACGGUGACAAAACCUUCUGGUCUGAGAGGCUCUUGUGAGUUGGAAAUCGUGAUCUACAAUGACGGCCGUGCUCGUGCUGAUGUUUGUGGCUCCUCUGUUGACAUGCAGCAGAGCGGACGACAAACCUGUGGACUGCAGCCAAAUCCUGAAACAGAACCCAGGAAGUGCCAGUGGAGUGUACACCAUCUAUCCAUUUUUACCAACAUUUCCUGUGAUGGUCUACUGUGACAUGGAAACAAACGGAGGAGGCUGGUCAGUGAUCCAGAGGAGGAUGGAUGGUACAGUGAACUUCUACAGAGGCUGGGAACCGUAUGUGAUGGGGUUUGGUAAAGCUGAUGGAGAAUACUGGCUGGGUCUGGAGUUCAUCCAUAAGAUCACAGCUAGAGGCAAACAUGAGCUUCUGGUGGAGAUGGAGGAUUUUGACGGGAAGAAAGCAUCUGCUCUUUACACGUCCUUCUCUGUUGAAGGCGAUUGUAACGGAUACAAACUCAACGUGUCUGGGUUUGUUGAUGGAGGAGCAGGUGAUAGUCUGAGUUACCACAACAACCAGAAGUUCACCACGUUCGACAACGACCAGGAUAAUUUCGAAAAGAACUGUGCCAAACUUUACCUUGGAGCUUUCUGGUACGACAGCUGCCACUUCUCCAACCCCAACGGCAUUUACCGCUGGGGCCUUGAUCCCAGUAUCUUUGCUAUUGGAAUAGAGUGGAAAACAUGGAAAGGGUACAACUACUCUGUGAAGUCCAUCAGCCUGAAGACACGUCCGGUUCCUUAGAGCUCCAGGAUGUUUCAUUGUCUCUGUGUUCUCCUAUAGCUCAGUAAAUGUAGCUUUAAUUUGGUGGAGGGUGAUAAUAGCCAGAGGUGGGUUGAGAAGUCCACAUUUCACAAUUUUUACACAUUUUUUAAGUACAAAGCCGGGUCCAAGAAAUCAUUUGAGGAACCUGCAAAUCAAUUAAGAAAAGGCUAAUUGUAAGAGUUGCCGUUUGGAAUUACAUAAGUUGAUGUAAUUGAAAAAAGAAUAAAUAAAUAAAAUUUAACAUUUAAAACAU
This is a messenger RNA of Boleophthalmus pectinirostris (great blue-spotted mudskipper), 1264 nucleotides long. Its product is annotated as microfibril-associated glycoprotein 4-like. The record is from RefSeq and is a predicted model, not a curated record. NCBI's taxonomy places the organism in Eukaryota, Metazoa, Chordata, Actinopteri, Gobiiformes, Gobiidae. Gene Ontology annotation, biological process: elastic fiber assembly. The coding region runs from base 274 to 990 and encodes 238 amino acids. The transcript has 8 exons.